ACGAGAUUGACUUGUCUCGAACCUUCAUCUGCUGAAAAACGCGAAGUUAGGUUCUAGCAUGAGGGCUACCUGAGAUGCGAAGCUACCACAUCAUCAUAUCCGUUCAGCGGAAGAUCGAAAUAUCUACUUCUUAUCCUCACCCCGCGGACGUCUUUGUACCCACCAAUCUCUUUCAGCAUCUACCAGCGCAUAAGCCGAAACUAACGAAGCGCAAGAACGCCCUAUACAACUACGAAAAGAAGGACUACCGACUUGGACCCAUCCGACUUGACUGGGUCGACUUUGAGACUAUGAGCAAUCCAGCUUCAUCGGGGAAGGCGCGCAAGGAAAACAAAGGGACAGCCUCUGCGUCCUUCGUACCGAAUAGUCGUACGAAGGAGGGCUCGACCAAUCUGCCAGAAGGCGUGGUGCAUAUCUUCCGCGACGCCGCCAAAGCUCGCACGACAGAGGAGAUUGAGGCCGAUCCUCACGCCUCGUCCGGGAAGGUGACUCUCAACGCAGAUGGCGGCGUGACGCUCGCUAUUUUGGCCGUUCCGGCCUGGAUGACUCCUUCCGACUUCCUGACCUUUGUUGCCCCUGCUGGUGAUGGCAUAUCCCAUCUCAGGAUGAUCAGAGAUACAGCGCCAAAUAGGUCGAUUGUCGUCAUCAGAUUUGCGAAGCCAACCGACGCUGCAGAGUUCAUCGAAGCGUACAACGGGAAGCCCUUUAACUCUAUCGAGCCCGAAAUAUCCCAUGUCGUCCGCGUUUCGUCUAUACAGAUUGAAGCCGAGGACUCGAUAUCCCAAGCCAUCGCUCGUCUCGGUACGGAGGCGUCGUCUGUCUACGAGCUUCCAACAUGCCCAGUAUGUCUAGAGCGGAUGGACUCCGCCGUAACUGGCCUCAUCACCGUCCCCUGCUCGCACACAUUCCACUGCAUGUGUCUCAGCAAAUGGGGCGACAGCCGCUGUCCCGUCUGCCGCUACUCCCAGACGUUGCUCUCCUCACACCCCACGUCCUCUACCUCCUCCACCCGCCGCAUCCCCUUCGCUCCUGCAUCCGAUACUCCCUCCCUUUCGCGAUGCAGCGCGUGCUCCUCGACGAACAGCCUCUGGAUAUGCCUCAUCUGCGGCAACAUCGGCUGUGGGCGGUACGGCCGUGGCCACGCGCACGCGCACUACGAAACUACAACCCAUCUGUACGCCCUCGAACUUGAGACGCAGCGCGUCUGGGACUACGCCGGCGACGGAUACGUGCACCGGCUCAUCCAGAACCGCGCGGACGGAAAGCUCGUCGAGCUCCCCAGUGCCGCUGCCUCCGUCGGUGGCUCGCGCGAGGGCGGGAGCGGCGGACCAAGCGCUGCAGACGCCCUCAGCGCAGAGAAGAUCGAGGCGAUCGGCAUUGAGUACUCUUAUCUACUCACGUCGCAGCUCGACUCGCAGCGGGAGUACUACGAGGAGCAGCAGGCCGAGCUGAAGAACCAGGUCAAUCAGCUCAGCAAGCUCGUCGAGUCGCUGACUCGGGACUUCGAGAAGCAGCGGACAGAGGCUCGCGAGGAACAGGAAGCGCGGGCCCGUGCACAGAACGAGCAGGUCGCAGAGGCACUGCGUGACAAAGCCCGUGCGGAGACCCGCGCAGAGAAAAUGGCCGAGCUGGCGCGCAAGCUCGACAAGGAAUUGAAGGAGGAGCGCGCGGUCAGCGCGAACCUGAUGAAGAACAUGGGGAAGAUGAAGGAGCGACAAGAAGAGGCCGAGCGGGAGAAGAAGGCGAGUGAGGAGAAAAUUCGAGAUUUGGAGGACCAGCUGCGAGAUGUCAUGUUUUUCCUCGAGGCGAAGACGAAAAUCGAGCAGGGAGGCGGGGUGGAGGCAGAGGCAGCAGGCGGUUCUGUCGAGUUGCCACCACAGUCAUCGAAGAAGAAAACGUCCAAGAAACGCUAGAAACCUGGUACCUAUCCGAUUGCUCGCUUCACUAGACAUAGUCGACACCAAAUUGUAUACAUUCAUUGAUUCGUACAUCACUUGAUUCCACUUCUUCUACGCCGGGAUGAUGGGGUACCAGCGGUUGAACACGAGCUCCGGGUCGUACCUCUUCUUGAUCUGCUGCAGCUUCGGGUACGCAUCCCCAAACGCCGCCUUCGCCUUCGCCUCGCGCAGGCCCCUAUCGCUCGACGCCGCCUCAUCGUCCGUAUUCGCAUACCCCGCCAGCUCCCACGCCUUCGGGUCCCCGUGCUCCGCGUACAGCUUCGUCGCCAACGCGU
Messenger RNA from Schizophyllum commune H4-8, 2233 nucleotides. RefSeq names its product zf-UBP-domain-containing protein. The record is from RefSeq and is a predicted model, not a curated record. Lineage: Eukaryota; Fungi; Basidiomycota; Agaricomycetes; Agaricales; Schizophyllaceae. Gene Ontology annotation, molecular function: nucleic acid binding; ubiquitin protein ligase activity; zinc ion binding. Gene Ontology annotation, cellular component: cytoplasm. Gene Ontology annotation, biological process: Ras protein signal transduction; protein ubiquitination. Bases 75 to 1913 code for a protein of 612 amino acids. The transcript has 4 exons.